Messenger RNA from Paracoccidioides brasiliensis Pb18, 591 nucleotides. RefSeq lists its product as uncharacterized. Gene Ontology annotation, biological process: mitotic sister chromatid cohesion. Gene Ontology annotation, cellular component: Ctf18 RFC-like complex. The transcript has a single exon. The record is from RefSeq and is a predicted model, not a curated record. Bases 1 to 591 code for a protein of 196 amino acids.
AUGCCAUCAGUCCGACUCCACCCCCCAAGCGAGAGCCGCAACAACAAACCAGACGUCAACCCACUCCCGCAACUGCUCCAAACACCAUCUGGGCUCGCGAUACUAGAGCUACAAGGCACGAUAAACCUCCCAGUUUCCCCUGCCGCAAUCGACCCAGACGUCCUUGACAAGGACCUUGCGUCUGGCGGACAUUCCCAGUCGCCAACCCAAUAUGAAACACCCAUCGGCCGUCUUAUAUUCCCGGACUACAAUGAUUCCAUGGAUAAUGAUCCCAGUGACCAAUCCUGGAUGAAGCGGGUCUAUCUGUACGUUGGACGGCACCAGCGACUUACUGGAGAGGUCAAGAAACUCCAGAGGCCGUUGGCGGCUAUACAGCGAAGCGAGGAGGGGGGCGACGAUGUCCAGACAAGAUCAAAGGCAAAAUCAAACGUAAAUUUGAGAGCGGAAGAAACAUUUGGGGCGGAAGAAGGGAAUGAAGAGGAUGAAGACAGCUGUGAUGAAUUGGAGAUUAUCGACAUAGUCAAAUACAAGAUCAUCUUCUCGUCACGGCCGGAACCAGUUACUUCUAAUGUGAGCGCGGGGGUUCUUUGA